GAAUCUAUUCAGACAGAAAGAAGUUGAACGCCGGUGGAGUACUGUGUUUCCGUGUAUUUAUAACACGAGGCUCUUACUACUUUGUAUUUUAUAUAUUUACAAUCUUUUACAAAGAAUAAACAUAAUGGCUGCUAUUGCUGUUGCUAAAAAACUGAUUCCUCUGUUUGACAGAGUUUUGGUUCAACGAGCAGAGGCUAUUACUAAAACCAAGGGUGGUAUUGUUAUUCCUGAAAAGGCACAAGGUAAAGUUCUAAGGGGAACUGUGAUAGCAAUUGGACCUGGAUCAAGGAAUGAUAAAGGAGACCAUAUUCCACCAAGUAUUAAAGUUGGUGAUGUAGUGUUGCUACCAGAAUAUGGUGGAACCAAAGUGGAACUUGAAGAUAACAAAGAAUUUCACUUAUUUCGUGAAUCUGAUAUUUUGGCAAAAUUAGAAUCUUGAAAUGUUUGAUUUAUAGGUUAAUUUUUAUAAUUAUGAAAUGAAUGUUUGAUGAAAAA
Molecule: messenger RNA, 495 nt
Organism: Ceratosolen solmsi marchali
Lineage: Eukaryota; Metazoa; Arthropoda; Insecta; Hymenoptera; Agaonidae
Product: 10 kDa heat shock protein, mitochondrial
Exons: 3
Coding region: 125-439 (104 amino acids)
Cellular component (GO): mitochondrial matrix; mitochondrion
Molecular function (GO): protein folding chaperone; metal ion binding; protein-folding chaperone binding
Source: RefSeq, a predicted model, not a curated record